AUGGCUUCUCCACUCGAUAUUAGUGUCCAACAGGCACGAGAAGUAGUUCGUAAAGUCAGUAGUAAGAAUGGAUGGAUUGAGCCAGAGGAGGAGGCCGCCACACCCCUUGGAGUUUUGGAAGCUCUUUCCAACGUUCGCGAAGAACUUGCGACUUUAGUGGAAGUUAUCUCGGAGGAUAUUGGUUCGGGCAGAGGUCGCUUCAUUCUAGAGCUGACGCAAAACGUGGAAGAUUGCUCGUUCGACGUCACGAACGAUCCCCCAUGGCUCAACUUUGACCUAAGUCCUGAGAGGAUUGUUGUAGAAUCAAAUCAAGACGGGUUUAAUGAAAGGGAUGUGCGCUAUGUUUGUCGUACCGGAGACAGCUGGAAAAGGCAAGCGCAUGGGUAUGUUGGGAAUAAAGGAAUCGGAUUCAAAGCGGUAUUUCAAGUGGCAUCCCGAGUCGAUAUACAGUCUAACGCCUUUUCUUUUCAUUUUAUUUAUAACAGACAAGGUACUGUUGAGGAUCGAUUGGGUAUGGUUACUCCUCUCCAAGGAAACACUCCAAUUCCCGAGCAAGAGCGACCUUUAACCAGAAUGACAUUAACAACGAAUGUUUCCAAUUACGACAAUAUACUUCGUUACUUUGAUGAAAUAGAUUCAACGCUAUUACUGUUCCUACAAAAGAUUCAGACUAUCAGUAUCAGAGUUCACCAGCAAGCGGGAGGAUGCAGGACCACAACAUUUAGCCAAAGAGUACCUUACGAAAACGUAUCUGCUCAAUGGACCACUCUUAUUAAGACGGUGGGAACCGAGGACGCUGCAUCAAGCGAAUUGAGUGAAACUUCACACUACUAUGUUUUUAAAAGCACCCUCACAGGGUUGUCUGCCGAACACACACGUCCAGAGAGAGAUGGAUGUGAACUGGUAUUGGCAUUCAGAGUGGACGAUAAUGAUCAGCCUCUAUUACCUACACGUUAUGACGUCUUCGCGUAUCUUCCAGUCGGGAAUUUUGGAUUCAAUUUUUUGAUUCAAGCAGAUUUUAUCUUGCAAGCAAGCAGAGAAGAAAUUAUGUCCGACUCUCAGUGGAACCGCGACAUCUUAUCCUCAAUUGUAGACAGCUUUUCUGAAGCAAUGCUCGACUUCUGCCGCAGAUACGGCCCCCUCAGAUACAAUUGGGUGAAGUAUCUACCUUUCGGAGGAGUGCUCGAGAGCCACUACUUCUGGAGGGAACUACCUGGUAAGGUUCUCGAUCGACUAAAAGAUGAAUAUAUUUUAUAUCUUCAUGGGACAAAUGAGCUUCGAAAGCCGCAAGACGUGAGGACGUUUCCUCCACAAGGAUACGUGGAUGACAAUGGAUCGCCUUUGUUCAGGGACCGGCCCGGAAGACACAGCAAAUACCUAUCGCUAGAGUAUGGAGCCCUAAAUAUCCAAAUUCUCAAGAGAAUUUUUGGCAUUGCGGACAUCGAAGAUCUUGCAAUGUGUCACAGAAUCAGAGAAGAUUUGAGAAGGCCCGAUUCUACAAUGAAGAAUCCAAGCACACCUGGCGCUUGGCACCGACAAGCAGCUCGUCUGAUCAUGUCUAUAUUAAGGCGAUCUCAGGGAACUGCUAUCGAGACUUAUAUCAUGGAGGAAUUGCAAUUGAUACCAUUGAGCGACGGACGUUGGGUGGCGCCACGGCAGACUCACGUAUACUUUCCCGCGGAGAUCGGACCUGGAAUACCUCAAGAUAUCGUGGUGACGAUCGAUGCCGGGUUAGAUAAUGAGGUUCGAGAAGAGCUAUUCCAAGCUCUUGGUGCUGUAGAAUGCCCGCCCGAAGAAGUGAUAGACAAGAUCUUUCUGACAUACUCAACGGGACGAGGAGUUCGAACUCUAGAGUCUUCGAAAGCCCACUUGAGUUAUCUGUUUUGGCAUGUUGAAAAUAUCUCUGAUCCAAGAUUCAGGCAUUUACAAAUUUACGAUCACGAUGGGAUAAUGGCCCAACCCCAUAGAAUUGGUAUGCCGGUCUAUCUUCCAACCGAAGAUGAAUACGGUCCCCAAAUGUUACUCAGACGAGUACCCCCAAUAUUGCCAAUCGCUUUCCUCCAUCCAGAUUAUCUGAGACCAAUGUCUCCCAUAAAUCGACAAACUGGGCGCUACGACAUGAGUUGGUUGAAAUGGGUUGUAAUUGCAUUAAGAAUUCGGGACGUUCCUCGAUUGGCUUCUCAUGCGGGUACAUUAUCCGCCGAAUUUCGACAUAUUCUUCAACGUAGACAGGAUAAGAUAAUUGGGACUUUGAAAACUCAUUGGGGAGUGUAUAGACGAGAAAUGAGGGAUUCACUCAUCUAUGACAUCAAAACAGCAAAUGUUUCGUGCUGGGGUAUUCGACCAAAACAAAUGGAUUCGACUUACUUUCCAACAGAACAGCUUGAAAACCAAUGCAGAGACCUCGGAAUAACCUUGAGUUUUCCAUUUUUGGAUAGAACAACACUUCCAGGAUAUGAUGGUUCAGCAGAAGAUUGGGCGUUUCUCGCCCGAUUUGGUGUGCAAUUCGAGCCGUAUUUAAACUUCUACCUGGAAAUCUUGCGACAGCAUGCAAGUCGGCCACAAAGUAAUUGGGACUCCGCUCGAGGUAACAUUCUGAAGACAUACUCAGCAAUUUCUGACCACGGAAGUGAAAUUCACACAGAACUUAUCGUAGAAGCGUUCUAUCGGGAAAAUUUGAUCCUAGAUCCGGCAUGCCUCCAACCAGACUCCAACGCCCCUAGAUGGAUUGAUAUAGACGACUGCGUCUGGAAAGGUCCUGAAGAUCUACUUGAUAAGACACCUUUGUAUUCUGCAUCAGAAUAUCGAAAUAGUCCGCAGAUAAACCGCUUAUUUCACCAGCGUAUCCUCAAGAUCAAAGACGCCGACUGGAAGGAUUAUCAACGCACCUUGAUCAAGAUUAAAACAAAUCCUGAACCCUCCUGGGAUGCUACCGAUCGAGCGCAAAGGCUCUACACCCUUCUUGCAGAAACAAGAUUAAAUGACGAAACUUGGAGUGCGAUUCGGCAUACAUUUGAGGAAGAGAAACUAGUAUAUCUGCCUUCAGCGGACCAAUGGUACCCGCCCUCCCAGUGUCUCUGGAGUAGUCCCUUGCCAAUUCCAGACAUGGUAGUCAUCGGUUCUGAAUAUCCCGAUACCCUCAAAGAUUUCUUCCUGAUGCGCUUGAAAAUCUCACCAGCGUCAUUACCAACAUUGAUCGAAGCACUGGUUGCAAGGAGUCGUAAUGGAUCAUCUUUGGCUGAUAUCAAGCAAACGAUCAAAGCAAUCAACAGAAUGAAACCGACAUGGAAAGACCUGCAAGUCCUCAGAGCAUAUGGCUUCCUUCCAAUUAGAAGGCAUAGCGAAGAUGGCAACGUGACUUUAGGGAAUCUUUUUGAAACAUUUGCCGUUAUUGACAAUACGAAAAUCUCGGCAAUUUUCAACGAUCAUGUCGACAUGUUGGACUUUUCUUUAGAAGAAGUCCUUGAACUGGAACCAUUUCUACAUGGCCUAGGUCUCAAGAGCAAGUACUUGUCUCGGAUUUACACCACAGACACGGACUGCGGGGAAGGUUCCACAAUGGACGACAAAUUAACAGACAACUUUAUGGACAUAGCCUACGAUAUUCUGCGCAUCGUAGUCACCCAUCGACGUAUAGACGACCCACAACCACUAUACUUCCAACUUCAGAUGUCGUCAGUUCUGAAAUCAAAUGCAAUUAGGGCAACGUAUACUCUACGCCAUGAAAAUGGUGACACCACCGGACCCAUUCCCGGUAUUCCUGGUCAUGUACACGUUGAAGAAGUCCAAGGCUUUUGGGCGAUAUUCGUUCCAGAAAUAGCAUCAGAGAGGGAAAUCUCCUACAAAUUGCAUCUCCCAAGAGCGCUUGCUCGCCUGCUAGAUCUACCUGCAUCUUGUCGAGACGUAAUUGGUCUCGUUCUGAACAGCAGCCCCGCUGUUAUAGACGAGCUCCUGGAAACCGAAGGUAUUGGACAAGUUCUUGGUAUCGAACCACCCGUUAGAAGACUUAACGACGAUGAGAAUACUCUCAGUGAUGAAGAGCAAGCAACAGACACAACUUCCACUCCACAAGGUACAUCUAGGCCUAUCAGUCGGGGAUCUGAUGAUGUUCCACGAGCGAGCCGAGCAAUCAUGGUCGCGACUGAGCGUCGCUCAGCACCAAUAUCUAGAGAAGAAUCUCACCGGCAGCCGCUUGACCUAGAACAAGCCGUAGAUUCAGAACAAGAGCCAUAUCCGCAGUCACCUUCGGAACUUGAAUCGGAGUCAAACUUGGAUAAUGUUAUACACUUACCAAUUCGACAGGUACCAAAUGUUGACGCGUAUACGCAACUUCUUGGUCAUGUCAUCCGUAUUGCGAGGGAGACCGAUUUUCCUCGAAGCGACUCCCCAGCAGCACCCGGAAAUGGACGAUAUCUACCUGGCUAUGACGCUCUGGGUGCAUUUGGUGUUCGGUCAUUGAAUCAAAUCGGGCACGAUAAGAAGAUAGGGGCUGCCGGUGAACUAUUCGUUUAUGAAAUGCUUCUCGGCGUCUUAAGACCACAUUUCGGCGAAGAUAAUUGGAGAAGUACAAUACGCAGAUUUGUAACUGUUCAUCCGAACUAUCGAGAUAUGCUUCCAUGGAAUGGGCAGGAGAGGUCUGAUAUUGUCUAUCAAGAUACGGACGGCCGGUUGACCUUGUUGCUUGUUGCACUAGGUUACCUGGAUAUCAUUUGGGAGGGAACAGAACCAGAAUACCUGAUUGAAGUUAAAACAACUACCGGAAACUGCGCUGAUCGGUUCUUUAUGAGCACGAACCAGUACAAUAUGAUGCAAACAGAUGCACUCCAACCAGGCCAGACUUCUGAUCGAGUUUACCUCAUUUGUAGAGUAUAUGAUCUUGGUAAAGACAGCAUGAACUUGAAGAUCUAUGUUGAUCCAGAGGCACAUCGGCAGAGAGACGCGUUACUGUUUGCUGAGAAUGGAUAUACUGUGACGCCUAGAUCUCAAGCAUAG
Molecule: messenger RNA, 4992 nt
Organism: Glarea lozoyensis ATCC 20868
Lineage: Eukaryota; Fungi; Ascomycota; Leotiomycetes; Helotiales; Helotiaceae
Product: ATPase of HSP90 chaperone/DNA topoisomerase II/histidine kinase
Exons: 8
Coding region: 1-4992 (1663 amino acids)
Source: RefSeq, a predicted model, not a curated record